Diplodia corticola is the source of this 720-nucleotide messenger RNA. Its product is annotated as vesicle-associated membrane protein. The transcript is spliced from 2 exons. Gene Ontology annotation, cellular component: membrane. The record is from RefSeq and is a predicted model, not a curated record. Gene Ontology annotation, biological process: vesicle-mediated transport. The coding region runs from base 1 to 720 and encodes 239 amino acids. Lineage: Eukaryota; Fungi; Ascomycota; Dothideomycetes; Botryosphaeriales; Botryosphaeriaceae.
AUGGCGUCCUCCUCCACCAGCACGCCGCUGCUCUAUUCCUGCAUCGCCCACAACAGCACCAUCCUCACCGAGCACACCGCCUCCGCCUCCUCCCAAACCUCCUCCCUCGCCUCGCUCAUCCUCCCCAAGAUCUCGCACGCCUCCCCGCAGAAGCUCACCUACACCCAUGGCCAACACUUCAUCCACUACAUCUCGAGCGCCGCCUCCGAAUACCCGGCCUCGCAGUCCACCGCCGGCGGCCUCGCCUACCUCGUCAUCGCCAGCUCGAGCCUCGGCCGGCGCGUGCCGUUCGGCUUCCUCGUCGAGAUCAAGAAGCAAUUCCUCGCGCAGUACGACCCGGCGCGGACCGACUUCGCGUCGCUUCCCGCCUACGGCGCGGCCGCCUUCAACGGCACGCUGCGCCGGCUGAUGGUCGACAUGGGCGCCUCCGAGGAGGGCCAGAACGACGCGAUCCGCAACGUGCAGACCGAGAUCGCCGGCGUGCGCGAGAUCAUGACGGAGAACAUCGAGCGCGUGCUCGAGCGCGGCGAGCGCAUCGACCUGCUCGUCGACAAGACGGACCGCCUCGGCGGCAACGCCCGCGACUUCCGCGUCCGCUCCCGCGGCCUGCGCCGCCGCAUGUGGUGGAAGAACGUCAAGCUCAUGGUCCUGCUCGUCGUCGUCGUCGUUUUCCUCAUCUAUCUCUUCGUCGGCUUCGGCUGCGGCCUGCCCGGUGAGUAG